Molecule: messenger RNA, 7283 nt
Organism: Mus musculus (house mouse)
Lineage: Eukaryota; Metazoa; Chordata; Mammalia; Rodentia; Muridae
Gene: Ubtf
Product: upstream binding transcription factor, RNA polymerase I
Exons: 22
Coding region: 4339-6633 (764 amino acids)
Biological process (GO): RNA polymerase I preinitiation complex assembly
Cellular component (GO): nucleolus
Source: RefSeq, a predicted model, not a curated record
CUCUAUAUCAUUCAUUUAUUUAUAGACAGGGUCUCUUGAUGAACCCAGAGAGCACUGAUUGGCUAGACCCUACUGAUUACCCAUCUUUGCCAACCUCUUCCCUUACACCCUCAGUACCAGGUGUAGGAUCACACCUGGGACCUGGAUCCAGGCCCACAGGUUGCACUGUAAACACUUCACUGGCUGAGUCACUUCCCACCCCCCACUACACUUACAUCCUCUGGUGCAGGCAGAAAUCCCACACACUUCAAAAGGCAUUCGUAUUCAAAGCUACUUUAUUCCCAAUGAUAAAAACCAGGAGGGGUGGGCAACAAGGUGGCUCAGUCAGGUGAAGACUCUUGUCUCUCAAUAAUGGAAGUCUGACAACCUGAGUUUGCCCUCUGGAGGUAAAGUGAAAGCAGGGAGUUGACUCCACAAAGUUGUCCUCUGAAGUCCACGUGCACAUGGCGGGAGUGCUGUGGUCCUUCCAUUCUGUAAGCAUACAAUCCUAAUAAAUAAAAACUGUCAUAUACCCAGACCCUGGAUCCAACCUAGACAUCCAUUAACAGUGGAAUAUAUGCAAUCUACCAAGCUGCAGAUUGUUCCAUCGCUAUGGCGAUGGAACUCAGAAUGCUGAAGAGUCUGGAGGGGUGUAUUGGCUGAGUGAGCUUCUGUUGGAGACUGGUUCUACUGCUUUAAUUUGAAAUUUGCACAUACAUCGAAGCUCCUUGCCCUCAACCGGUUUUUGAUCGAUCAAUAAAGAUGCCAGUGGCCAAUAGAUGGGAUGGGAUCAUUAGAUUUGCUAAGGCUGGGGUGCCGAAGACAAGAGGAGAGAUGGAGAAGUGCCAUGACUCAGGGGAGAAGGAUGGGACGUAGGAGCUUCAGGAGGGAAAGCCAACCAGCCAUGUGAGAAUUCGGGUGAGUGGCCACUGGCUACCUUCCCAAUUGGGCCUGAGGUAGCAGGGGGAAGGUUUAGGAGUGUCCAGCCUUUGAGGUAGGCAAGGCAUUUUAAAAUUAACUGGCGUAUGUGUGUUUCCCAUUCUCAAAUCUAGAUAGCUCCUGCAAGGGCACACGUGCAGUGCAUCUGGCUGAGAACCAAAGCGAUGUAGCCCAAAUUACCAGUACAAGCUUCUGAGAUCCUGGAAAUAUUCGAUAUUUUUGUCUUUUUGAUGGUAAAUUAUACACACACACACACACACACACACACAUAUAUAUAUAAAAUAAUUCCAGUUUCAAGGGACCCAACACCCUCUGAUGACAUACACUCACACUGAUAUAGACACAUAUACAAUGGAUUUUUUUUUUUGUAUAACAGAAAUCUUUUUUUUUUUUGAGACAGGGUUUCUCUGUGUAGCCCUGGCUGUCCUGGAACUCACUUUGUAGACCAGGCUGGCCUCCAACUCAGAAAUCCACCUGCCCCUGCCUCCCAAGUGCUGGGAUUAAAGGCGUGCACCACUACCGCCCGGCAUAUAACAGAAUUCGACUACUACAUUUUGCUUAAAGCAUUCAAAGAACUCUGGGGAUUUCCUAGGAGCCUGGGUCUGGAUUGGGCAACUCAGAGAAGGGCUGCAACCAAGUGCAGGGCGCACAGCGAGGGUUGUCGCUGUGCUCUGUCGCUGGCGCUGGCGUAGGCUGGGGUUACAGAGUGUGAAGGCUCUGCUUCAAGGCAGCUGCCAGGAAGCUGGGAAGAGGGGGGACAAAGCUGGAUGAAAGGGAAAGGGGCAAAGACUAAGGGCUAAGGGCAGGUUCUCUCACUCUGGGGCUGGUAGCCCACAUCUUAAGACUCAUGACCUCACCAGAAACCCAACAAAGGCAAAGAAGCCGAAGAGUUUCCAAGUGGGGAAGGUGCCAGCCAUGAUCUCUGCUGCCCAAGGAAUCAAUAAUAAUAAUCCUUAUGAUUCAUGUUCAUCCUGCUUUCUUCCAAAGCACUUUACCGAAAAGCCCCUUGGCCCAGCCAAGAAGUUCAGGGCUCGGUGCUAGAAUACCUGUACUUCAGAUCUGACCGUGGAACAUUUGCAUCUUUCUUGGUUUUAAUUGUGAGUUAUGUGGAGAAUAAAGCUUUAUAUACAUCGUCUCACAAUCCCUGAUGAGGAAGUGGAUUCUAUAAGUAUACACAUAUAGAAAAUGGGAUCUGGUUAGGGUAGAAUUUGUCCAAACUCACACCAUAUUAAGGAGGUGGGGUGGCUUUAAUCCCAUCACUUGGGAGGCAGAGGCAGGAGGAUUUCUGAGUUCGAGCCCAGCUUGGUCUACCGAGUGAGUUCCAGGACAGCCAGGGCUACACAGAGAAAACUUGUCUCUAAAAACAAAACAAAACAAAACAACAACAAAAAGGUGGGGUGUGGGAGCUAGAGAGGUGGUUCAGCAGUUAAGAGCUCUUGCUUUUCCAGGAGGACUGGGAUUCAAUUCCCAGCACUGCCAUGGCAGCUCACAACUGUCUGUAGCUCCAUCCUAACACAAAUGUAUAUGCAGGCAGAACACCAAUGUACAUAAAAUUAAAAAUCUACUUUACCCUUUUCAAAACACAUCAAUAGCCCUUUAAAAGCUCUGCUUUUUUAGUGUGGUGGGAGAGGGCUUGAUCCAACACCAAAUGUUUUGUAUUCCAGAGGCAGAUCUAGGUAUGUGGCGGUGGGGGGAAUGGAGAGAAAACGGACAGAGGGAAGAGAGGAAGGGAGUAAAAGCAAGCGAAGGGGAUAGACUCUUUAAUAAAAAAUAAAAUAUUAAAAUCUCAGCAAUUGGGAGGCAGAGGCAGGCAGAUCUCGGGUUAAGUGCGAGGCUGGCCUGGUAAACAGAGCUAGCUCUAGGAGAGCCAAGGCUACACAGAAAAACCCUGUCUCAAAAAUCCAAACGAAACAAACAAAAUAAUUUAAGAACAGACUCUUCAGUAGGUCAUCCAAGGAAGAGGCCUUGAAGGCUACCCUUCUUUAUCACGGCCAAUCUGCCUCUCCUACACGCGGUGCUUCUAAGCUGAGCACAGCAGAUCUGUUCCUGCAACGUGGCAGAGUGGGAUGUGGAAAUCCUGGGAAAGAAAUCUCAUUUUCCCCAGGAGACAAGAGGAAUUACACCAGCAACGAAACUGUGGAUGGAGAAGGCAGUGUGCCAAGAAAUGGUCCAAAGAGACUGUGCGACCCAGCUGGCUGAGAUGUGAGCAACAGCAGUGUUAUUGUGGCAGCCCGAGGAGCCAGGAGCCAUGGCGUGUCCCGGGGAGUGAUGACACAAACCAAGCGUGGGCCGACCUGGUGGAAACCAGCGUCCUUCACAUUGCCUUCUGCCUCCCUACAACUAAUCCUGAUAUCCCUUCAGCCCACUAGCAGGGGAGGUAAAGACCACUAGAACCGAUGGCAGUGGGAGGUUAAAAAGCGGCACACGCCCAGGCCUUUUCUCCCCAGACUUGCUGGAUGGUGGAAUACGGGAGGUUAGAUCUGUGGUUGCCGGGCUGCUCAAAUCCUGCCUUAAACCGGGGUGCGGAGCUCUCUUGUGGGCUCCCCGUCGUCGCCGGGGUGGGGGGACAGCGCCCGCGGCCUGCUUUCUCAGGGCUGGCCAAGCCUUUUUGACAAGCUGAUUGCGAGAAGGGGAUUGGCUGAUCCAGGCGUGACGCCGGUAACAACAAAGGUGGAGUUGGAAGAAAUUAGAUUAAAGGAAAGGAGGAGAAAAAAAAAAAAUUAAAGGGGGAGCUUGCAGGCAACUGGAAGCAGAGACCGAGGGGGAGACGCACGAAGCUCCGUUCCCGGUUCCGACUUCCCCCUUCCAGCUCUUUCGCACAAACGCGCUGGGAUUUUGCUCUAAACCCCUACCCCGGUCGCGGCCUAGUUACUGAAGCCCAGGGUAAAGGGAUGGCCGUUCCGCUGCUUCUUGAAAAACCUCCCCAACUCCCACUGACACCCUACUACGACACAGGGGUGAACUUUUUGUUCUUAACUCCUCGGAUCAUACGGCCGGUGAAGAUGGGGGACAUCGAGAACAACCCAAGACUGGCUCUGAAAUCCGGAAGGCCCUCGCCGGGCACCGAGACCCAAACGAGGCGGGGAGAGCGAGGAGUCGGGCAAGCAGAUGGAGUGGAGCUCGCUCUAGGCAGCUGGCUUGGCCGGAGACUGGAGGAGCCGCCAAGCGACCGGCUGAUUGGAAGAGAAACGCAGAGCGAUGGAGGCGGGGGUAGGAGGACGAUUUCUCUGCGGGGACUGGCGGCGGCGUACACGCCCGGGUCGGGCGCUGCAGAGCUUGGCUAGCUUUCAACCCGCGCUCGGCGGCUCCAGCCCCGCGCACCCCCGCCCCCAGCCCUGCCGGAGGCCCCGCAGGGUGAGGUGGCUUUGACCCCGGGUGGCCCGGCCAGCGCGACCGAGGAGGUGGCUGGACAGCUGGAGAAUGAACGGAGAAGCGGACUGUCCCACAGACCUGGAAAUGGCCGCCCCCAAAGGCCAAGACCGCUGGUCCCAGGAAGAUAUGCUGACUCUGCUGGAAUGCAUGAAGAACAACCUCCCAUCCAACGACAGCUCCAAGUUCAAAACCACAGAGUCGCACAUGGAUUGGGAAAAAGUUGCGUUUAAGGAUUUUUCAGGAGAUAUGUGCAAGCUCAAAUGGGUGGAGAUUUCUAACGAGGUAAGGAAGUUCCGUACAUUGACAGAAUUGAUCCUUGAUGCUCAGGAACAUGUUAAAAACCCUUACAAAGGCAAAAAGCUCAAGAAACACCCGGAUUUUCCAAAGAAACCUCUCACCCCUUACUUCCGCUUCUUCAUGGAGAAGCGGGCCAAGUACGCGAAGCUCCACCCGGAGAUGAGCAACCUGGACCUGACUAAGAUCCUGUCUAAGAAAUACAAGGAACUUCCAGAGAAGAAGAAGAUGAAAUAUAUUCAGGACUUCCAGAGGGAGAAACAGGAGUUCGAGCGAAACCUGGCCCGAUUCAGGGAGGAUCACCCUGACCUUAUCCAGAAUGCCAAGAAGUCGGACAUCCCCGAGAAACCCAAAACUCCCCAGCAACUGUGGUACACCCACGAGAAGAAGGUGUAUCUCAAAGUGCGGCCGGAUGCCACUACGAAGGAGGUGAAGGACUCCCUGGGGAAGCAGUGGUCUCAGCUCUCGGACAAAAAGAGGCUGAAAUGGAUUCAUAAGGCCCUGGAGCAGCGGAAGGAGUACGAGGAGAUUAUGCGGGACUAUAUCCAGAAGCACCCUGAGCUGAACAUCAGUGAGGAAGGCAUCACCAAGUCCACCCUCACCAAGGCCGAGCGCCAGCUCAAGGACAAGUUCGAUGGGCGACCUACCAAGCCGCCUCCGAACAGCUACUCCCUGUACUGUGCGGAGCUCAUGGCCAACAUGAAGGAUGUGCCCAGCACAGAGCGCAUGGUGCUAUGCAGCCAGCAAUGGAAGCUGCUCUCUCAGAAGGAGAAGGAUGCCUAUCACAAGAAAUGUGACCAGAAAAAGAAAGAUUAUGAGGUAGAGCUGCUGCGGUUCCUUGAGAGCUUGCCGGAGGAAGAGCAGCAGCGGGUUCUGGGGGAGGAGAAGAUGCUGAACAUCAAUAAGAAGCAAACCACCAGUCCGGCCUCCAAGAAGCCUUCACAGGAAGGUGGCAAGGGUGGCUCCGAGAAGCCCAAGCGGCCUGUGUCUGCUAUGUUCAUCUUCUCUGAGGAGAAGCGAAGGCAGCUACAGGAGGAACGACCUGAGCUCUCCGAAAGCGAACUGACCCGCCUUCUGGCCCGCAUGUGGAACGACUUGUCCGAGAAGAAGAAGGCUAAAUACAAGGCCCGGGAGGCUGCGCUGAAGGCGCAGUCUGAGAGGAAGCCGGGCGGGGAGCGUGAAGAUAGGGGCAAGCUGCCGGAGUCGCCCAAGAGGGCUGAGGAGAUCUGGCAGCAGAGUGUCAUCGGAGACUAUCUGGCCCGCUUCAAGAAUGACCGGGUGAAAGCCUUGAAAGCCAUGGAGAUGACUUGGAACAACAUGGAGAAGAAGGAGAAGCUGAUGUGGAUUAAGAAGGCAGCAGAAGACCAAAAACGAUAUGAGAGAGAGUUAAGUGAGAUGCGGGCCCCUCCAGCUGCUACAAACUCUUCCAAGAAGAUGAAGUUCCAGGGAGAACCCAAGAAACCUCCUAUGAACGGUUACCAGAAGUUCUCCCAGGAGCUGCUGUCCAAUGGGGAGCUAAAUCACCUGCCGCUGAAGGAGCGCAUGGUGGAGAUUGGCAGCCGCUGGCAGCGCAUCUCCCAGAGCCAGAAGGAGCACUAUAAGAAGCUGGCGGAGGAGCAACAGAGGCAGUACAAGGUGCACUUGGACCUCUGGGUCAAGAGCCUGUCUCCCCAGGACCGCGCAGCAUACAAAGAAUACAUCUCCAAUAAACGUAAGAACAUGACCAAGCUCCGAGGCCCAAACCCCAAGUCUAGCCGGACCACCCUGCAGUCCAAGUCGGAGUCCGAGGAGGAUGACGAUGAGGAGGAGGAGGACGACGAGGAGGAGGAGGAAGAGGAAGAUGAUGAGAACGGUGACUCUUCUGAGGAUGGCGGGGACUCUUCUGAGUCCAGCAGUGAAGAUGAAAGCGAGGAUGGGGAUGAGAAUGAUGAUGACGACGACGAUGAAGAUGACGAAGAUGACGACGAUGAGGAUGAAGACAACGAGUCUGAGGGCAGUAGCUCCAGCUCUUCAUCCUCAGGGGACUCUUCGGAUUCUGACUCCAACUGAGGCUCAGCCUCCACCCCAGGCAGGCAGGCAGGCAGGCAGCCAAGGAGAGAGCCCCUGCAGAGCUCAUCUCCCCAACUGACAACCUUUGACAACCUUUGUCUCUCCCUGUGUUCUGUCCCGUACCCUCCAGACUUCCCCACUUUCUUUCUUUCUUUCUUUUUUGUUUUUUAAAUCAGUGGGGGGUAGGAGGCUGCAUGAGCCCAAGCUAGGACUCUGCAGCCUUGGAGCCUCAGCUCCAGGGUUCUCCAGGGACAGCAACCAUCAGACUGAGCCAGCGCUGGACGGGCCCACCCUGCCCCUCUUCUGCAUUUGCAGUUCCGGCAUGGACAAUGGACUGGGGAGUUUGGGGGUGGGAGAGAGUCUUAAAGAGUUUGGUGAGACCUCCACACCUGCAGCCUGCAGCAAGGUGGAUGUUCGGGGGGCCUUUCCUUCCCAGAUGGGCUUGCUACCUGGACCCCCCACAUUGAACUGGAGGGAGACAAGGGUGCUGCCUUCAAGAAAGCAGGCAGUGGCCCUGUCCCUCUUCCCUGCCCCUGCAGGAAGGAGCUGCCUGGACCCGUUCGUGGGGGAGGGGCAGAGUGUUUUUUUAUAUAUGUGUGUAUAUAUUUUUUUUUUAAGCUCUGAGCUGUCAACGAGACGUUUCCUACCGA